Molecule: messenger RNA, 396 nt
Organism: Arachis ipaensis
Lineage: Eukaryota; Viridiplantae; Streptophyta; Magnoliopsida; Fabales; Fabaceae
Source: RefSeq, a predicted model, not a curated record
AUGGAUAAUAGGAAUGUGGUUCCAUACAAUGCAUAUCUGCUGAUGUCUUAUCAAGCGCAUGUUAAUGUAGAGUACUGUAACAAGUCAAAUGCUAUCAAAUAUUUGUUCAAGUACGUGAAUAAAGGUCCAGACAGGGUAGCAGUUGGAGUUACAAAGGAAGCUUCCAGUGGAGAGGAUGCUCACGUUAUUGAUGAGAUCAAACAAUUUUAUGAUUGCAAAUAUUUGUCUGCAUGUGAGGCUGUGUGGAGAACUUUAGCUUAUGAUAUUUAUCAGAGGUGGCCUUCAGUGAUGAGAUUAACCUUUCAUUUGCCUGGAGAACAAAAUAUCAUCUUUAAGAUGAUGACGAUCUUGAAGAAAUCGUGGAAGAAGAGGAAGGAAAAUGUACGAUGUUCUUAG